Molecule: messenger RNA, 942 nt
Organism: Plasmodium gonderi
Lineage: Eukaryota; Apicomplexa; Aconoidasida; Haemosporida; Plasmodiidae
Product: pre-mRNA-splicing factor
Exons: 2
Coding region: 1-942 (313 amino acids)
Cellular component (GO): ribonucleoprotein complex; cytoplasm; nucleus
Molecular function (GO): mRNA binding
Source: RefSeq, a predicted model, not a curated record
AUGGCCAUGCGGGAAAGCGUUUCUCGAAUUUAUGUUGGAAAUUUACCAUCUCAUGUAACACCAAGAGAUGUAGAAAAUGAAUUUCGUAAAUAUGGAACUAUCCUAAAAUGCGAUGUCAAAAAAACCGUAUCAGGAGCAGCCUUUGCAUUCAUAGAAUUCGAAGAUGCAAGGGAUGCAGCAGAUGCAAUAAAAGAAAAAGACGGAUGUGAUUUCGGUGGUAAUAAAUUAAGAGUUGAAGUUCCUUUUAAUGCUAGAGAUAAUGGAAAAUAUAAUUCUAGGGGAGGUAGAGGAUUUGGUGGUAGAGGAAUGAAAUCUAGGAGAGGCCGUUACGUUGUUGAAGUUAGCGGGUUACCCCUUUCAGGUAGCUGGCAAGAUUUGAAGGAUCAUCUGAGAGAAGCAGGGGAAUGUGGUCAUGCAGAUGUUUUUAAAAAUGGUUUGGGUGAAGUAUCUUUUUUUCAUAAGGAAGAUAUGCUUGAAGCUAUUGAAAAGUUUAAUGGAUCUACAUUUAGAUCCCAUGAAGGCGAAAAAUCAAAAAUAACAAUCAGACAGAAAAAAACAUCGUGGCGUCGUGAAGACGGAGGGUAUGGUAGAUACAAUAGUAGGAAUAGAAGUUAUUCAAGUAGGAGUUACUCAAGAAGUGAUAAAAGAUCAUAUACCAGAAGUAGAAGUUAUAGUAGAAGCAGAAGUGGAAGCAGAAGUAGAAGUGGGAGCAGAAGUAGAAGUGGAAGCAGAAGCCGAAGUAGAAGCAGAACUUCCAGUAGUAGUAGAAGUAGAAGUAUGGAUAGAAGAAGAGAUGCUUAUGAUAAGAAAAGAAGUUAUUCCAGAAGUCUCUCUUAUCAAGAAAGAAGAAGAAAUAAUAGAUCAGUAUCAAAGUCUGGAUCGAGAUCUGCUUCUAGAUCAGAUUCUAGAUCAUCUUCAUGGUCCCAUAAAAGAAGACAUUAG